Rubroshorea leprosula is the source of this 809-nucleotide messenger RNA. The record is from the annotation of a GenBank genome assembly. NCBI's taxonomy places the organism in Eukaryota, Viridiplantae, Streptophyta, Magnoliopsida, Malvales, Dipterocarpaceae.
AUUCGAGGUGAUAGAAAGAGGCAGAGAGAGAUGGGCAGCGCCACCACUGUGUCGCCGGUAAUGAAUUGUGGACAUGGUGACUAUGGCUACGACAGAAACUCGUACUAUCAGAGAGAAUGCGCAAACCUUCAAAAGGGAAAAAUUGAGGAGGUGAUCAAAGAGAAACUAGAUUUGAAGAAAUUCUGCUCCACUUCAAACACAAUUCGCGUUGCAGAUUUGGGAUGUUCAAUUGGACCAAAUACCUUCAUUGCCAUGCACGAUGUAGUAGAAGCCAUGAAACAAAAGCUCCAGUCCCAAUUUAGUCCUUCCUCCAAAAUGUCCGAAUUCCAAGUGUUCUUCAACGAUCAACCGUCCAAUGAUUUCGACACCCUUUUCACCUCUCUCCCCAAAGAAAGACCCUACUUUGCCGUUGGUGUUCGGGGUUCCUUCCACGGCCGGUUGUACCCGGAAUCCUCUGUCCAUUUUGCAUUUGCCGCUCAUGUACUUAAUUGGCUCUCAAAAGUACCGGAGGAGCUGCUAGACAAGAAGUCUACCGCGUGGAACAAAGGGAGGGUUCACUACACAAAUGCGCCAAAAGAAAUGGUUGAUGCUUACAAACGUUAGUUUUUUGAGGAUAUGAAUAACUUCUUGAAUGCCAGAGAGAAAGAGAUUGUGGCCUGAGGUAUGAUUGUUCUAAUUUUGCCUUCAAACCGGCAUGAGCAACCUGAUUCCGAAAUUCCCCUGGGAGUUUCUUCCGACUUAAUGGCAUCUGUUCUCAUGGAUAUGGUGAAAGAGGGACUAGUGGACGAGAAUGAAGCGAAUUCCUUCAA